This is a messenger RNA of Amphiprion ocellaris (clown anemonefish), 1849 nucleotides long. RefSeq lists its product as uncharacterized. Lineage: Eukaryota; Metazoa; Chordata; Actinopteri; Pomacentridae. Gene Ontology annotation, biological process: DNA integration. The record is from RefSeq and is a predicted model, not a curated record. Gene Ontology annotation, molecular function: nucleic acid binding. The coding region runs from base 181 to 1482 and encodes 433 amino acids. The transcript is spliced from 8 exons.
CAAAAGUAGAAGAAGAUAAGGAAGCCAGGCACGGGCUUUGUAGGUUCAUCCUGUUAUUGUUGUGAUUUUUGUUCUGUCUUUGUCAGCAGGAGCCAGCACUGCUGCUAAUUAUGCCGAUUGGUAAACAGUAUAUUAGAGCUGAUUGAGAUUCACAGUCUCUGUGUCGUCAUAAAGUGUGAGAUGUUGAGCGUGGAGUCGUUGCAAGUGGCUGAGGAGGAGGUGGUUGAAUCCAGCUCCAACAAACUCGGGGAUAUUUACACUUUUGUGACCAAAGGCUGUUUUCCUCAGACCAUGAAUCCUCUACGAAAGAAGAAUCUCAAAAGAUACGCCCAGAAAUUUAUCACUGACGAGGGCAAGCUGUAUUAUGUGGGACCCAAGAAAGAAGAAAAGAGGGAGGUGGUGAUUGAGGCUGAGAGGAAGAGGCAGAUUUUUCUCGACUGCCACUUCAACGACAUUGGCCAUCACCUGGGCCAAAAGAAGACCGUCCACAGGAUCCAGAGCAAGUACUACUGGCUGGGGAUCAUCAAGGAUGUGGUGGACUGGAUCAAAGUGUGUGAGACCUGUCAGCAUACAGAGAGGAAUAAAAAUCUGGCAAGGACAGUUCGGCCCAUAAAAGUGGAUGCACCUUGGGAUGUUGUUGGGAUUGACAUUAUAGGUCCUUUCCCUGAGACUCAGCAAGGCAACAAGAGUAUUACAAUUGUCAUUGAUUACUUUAGUAAAUGGCCAGAGGCUUUUCCACUGCAGAAGACAGAUGCUCUCUCAGUUGCGAGAUGCAUCUCAAAAUGUAUAUACAGGUUCGGUGCCCCUAAAACGAUCGUGUGCACACAGAACGCUGAAUUCUGUGAUGAGGUGACAAAGCUGCUGUGUGAAAGGUGGAGCAUCGUGCAGAAGGUUUCUCCUCUAGAUCAGCCUCAGCUCAACCCGCUCCAUGACUGCACGAGUCCGUUGCUAAAGGAAGCCAUAAUGCAGAUGAUAACGGAGAAGCAGGCAGAGUGGGACGACUUUCUAGACCCUGUGCUGUUUCUCUUCAGGACAUCCACAAACCCUACGACUAAGUUCACUCCUCACUCCCUCAUGUUUAACAGGAAAGCCAAUUUACCAAAUGAGACCACACUGAACCUGUUGAAUUAUGAUGAACCAGAGCAGGAUAUGUAUUCCACAAAGGAGAAGGCCUCUACUUAUAUGACCAUAAUACAGGAGCAACAGAACUCUGUUAAGCAGCUGGUGAUAGCCAAUAUGAAUGCUGCCUACAAACAAGAGAAGAAGAAGAAUGCCAAACGCAGAGCACACAACGUCCCCUCUAUCACCUUUAAAAUUGCAGAACCCCUGUUUGCUACAGUAGACUUGCCCUCCCCGAAAAAAGCGAAAGAGAGUUUAUAUUUGUCGUUUCCUGUUGAGACGGUCCUGGCCACUGAGCAAAACAGCUCAGAAGACACAAAGACAGAGUUAGCGUAUCACUUGGCUGAGUCUGGUGUCCACUGAGGACUUAGGUAAUGAAGAUAUGUUGGUGAAGUGCGACUGCAUGUCAUCAUGAGCUGUCUGAAGUGUUGGACAAAGACUGAAAUCCAGAUGAUGGUGAAAUGAGUGUGACGAUCAGUGCUUGUAUUGCCCUCAUCAACUGAAGGCACUAGUGUGGGUUGAUGCUUAGCUUGUCGAUAAAUCUCUUUAGAAAGGAAUCCAGUAGCAAAAGAAGCUGCAGUAAUCAUUGGCCCACAUGUGCUGUUUUCCCCCGAUGUCCCCACAGAAAAGUGUCGCUUCUAAUGAAAAUAAUGUUAACUUAUUGUUUUCACUUUGUCAUACAACAGAUUUUUAAACUAUGUUAUUUUAAAAUAAAUUUAUUAUUUGUGUA